Messenger RNA from Linum tenue, 219 nucleotides. NCBI's taxonomy places the organism in Eukaryota, Viridiplantae, Streptophyta, Magnoliopsida, Malpighiales, Linaceae. The record is from the annotation of a GenBank genome assembly.
AUGGGCUAUGUCUUAGAUGGUGAUUGCCGUUGUUCUCCGAGCAACGCCAAGCUUGUUGUAACUCUCCAUCUCCUUCCACAAGCUUGGCACUGUGAAGGGAUUGACGGAGAAGACGAUGACCCUCCUCACCUUCCCGGCAAAGAUGACGACCCAUCUCCCCUUCCUACACUGGCCAUCCUCCUCUUCCCGGCGACGAUGACGACGAAGAAUCUGAGGUAG